Messenger RNA from Penicillium canariense, 279 nucleotides. RefSeq lists its product as uncharacterized. The transcript has 2 exons. The record is from RefSeq and is a predicted model, not a curated record. NCBI's taxonomy places the organism in Eukaryota, Fungi, Ascomycota, Eurotiomycetes, Eurotiales, Aspergillaceae. Bases 1 to 279 code for a protein of 92 amino acids.
AUGUCUCAGCAACAGCAGAACAGCGGCGGACUCCUCGGUGGUCUCGGCGACACCCUCGGCAAGACGGUCGGCGGCGUAACCAACACCGUGGGCGAUACAGUCGGCGGGCUGGGCAACACCGUCGGGGGCGCGACCUCGGGUCUGGGUAACACCGUUUCGGGGGCAACCGAAGGCCUAGGAAAUACGACGAAGAGUGCUGGCCAGGGCGUUUCCAACGGCUUCCAGAGCACUGGUGGGCAGAAGCAGACUGCGGAAAACCCACUCGGCUUGAACCGGUAG